AUGGAAUGGACCGAUAACCUUAAUCAGAAUGACCGGUUUCUUGUCAUCGAGCUGUCGUUACGCUCCCGUGGCGUGUAUGAGGUCUUCCUCUUAGUUCGUAUCAAAGACGAGAGCAUCCCCAUCUAUAGAGAUAAUUCCCAGGUUUUGAAGAAGGUCGAGGCUCAGUUUAUCCCACGCGAACUCUUGGACAUGGCGGUUCAUUACAAUGAAUGA
Molecule: messenger RNA, 213 nt
Organism: Penicillium hordei
Lineage: Eukaryota; Fungi; Ascomycota; Eurotiomycetes; Eurotiales; Aspergillaceae
Exons: 1
Coding region: 1-213 (70 amino acids)
Source: RefSeq, a predicted model, not a curated record